Molecule: messenger RNA, 1173 nt
Organism: Diaporthe batatas
Lineage: Eukaryota; Fungi; Ascomycota; Sordariomycetes; Diaporthales; Diaporthaceae
Exons: 9
Coding region: 1-1173 (390 amino acids)
Source: RefSeq, a predicted model, not a curated record
AUGGCUUCCGCCGCAUCCUCGGCCGAGAGACCCCUCCCAGACAAAGCCCAGAUCAUCGACCAAAAGAGCCUCCUUGUCCUUGACGAGGUCUUGCCUCCGUCGAAGGCUAACGCUACUACGGAAUUCCUCUGGCCCGGCGUAACCCAUGAGUCUCUCACGGAGAAGCCCUUCCAUGUCUAUGACCCAGACUUCUACGACAUCAUAGGCAGUGAUCCGUCAUUGACUCUGCUUGCCGAGUCGGAGUCAGACCCGCUAUUUCAUGAGGCCGUGACAUGGUACCCGCCCACGGAUGAGGUGUUCUUCGUCCAGAAUGCCGGAGCUCCCGCUGCUGGCACUGGUCUGAACAAGUCAUCCAUCGUUCAGAAGAUCUCCCUCGCGGACGCAGAGGCACUGCGCAGUGGAUCCCUUGGCGCCGAGGCAGUCACUGUCCACACCGUGCCGUCGAACCCUCAGGUCAUCAACCCCAACGGUGGGACAAACUACAAGGGCAACAUCAUCUUUGCAGGCGAGGGACAGGGAGAGAAAAUCCCAUCUGCGUUGUACCUGAUGAAUCCUGUGGAGCCCUACAACACGACUAUUCUCGUCAACAACUACUUUGGCAGACAGUUCAACUCCCUGAACGAUGUCUCGGUGAAUCCCCGCAACGGCGAGAUUUACUUCACAGACACCCAGUAUGGGUACUGGCAGUACUUCCGUCCUGAGCCUGGUCUGCCGAACCAGAUCUACCGGCUGAACCCCGAGACCGGGGCGUUGACGGUUGUGACCGACGACCAUGUUUCGCCAAAUGGUCUCACUUUCUCACCUGAUGGCAGCUACGCGUAUGUCACGGAUACCGGAAUCAGCCAAGCGCUCUUCGGUAUGAACAUGACCAAGCCAGCUACUGUCUAUCGGUAUGAAGUCCAGCCAGACGGUACCUGGGAAAACCGCAAGGUCUUUGCGCACGUCCAUGCUCGCCUCCCUGACGGCAUCCACUGUGACACCAAGGGCAAUGUCUACGCUGGAGCCAACGACGGCGUGCACGUCUGGAACAACUCCGGGAAGCUCCUGGGCAAGAUCUAUACGGGCGUCGUCGCUGCCAACUUCCAGUUUGCGGGCGAGGGGCGCAUGGUCAUCAUGGGCAAGACCAAACUCUUCUACGCGACUCUGGCAGCAUCAGGUGUCGCUUUGCAAUAG